Molecule: messenger RNA, 2866 nt
Organism: Penaeus monodon (black tiger shrimp)
Lineage: Eukaryota; Metazoa; Arthropoda; Malacostraca; Decapoda; Penaeidae
Product: mucin-5AC-like
Source: RefSeq, a predicted model, not a curated record
GAGCCCGUGAGUCGCCUGGACAUCGAGGAGAGGAGGCUGCGCGAGCUGCGCGAGGCGGGGCUGGAGGUGGAGGAGGCCGAGGAGGUGCUGCAGGAGGAGGCCGUGGCGCCGCCGCGCGCCUUCACGCUGGUGUGCAUGAAGGGCCCCCCCGCCCCCCUCGACGACUCCCAGGAGAAAAUGCAGUUCCUCGGGAGGAUCGGGCUGACCACCCACGCCCACGCGCAGGAGGCCGAGCUCUCCCACUGCGAGCGGCGCGCUCGCGUGCUCAGCGCCCUGGAGCCGUCGUCGGUCCCGUCGUCGCCGAAGAGCACCGAGUCCUUCUCGGAGGAGCUGGUCCCCCUGCUGGCGCCCGGGCACAGCCUCCCCGCGGUCGUCACCUCGCCGGAGGAGCUGUGCCUGGCGCACGAGUACCCGCACAAGGCGCGUUUCCUGCACCACCUGGGCCUCCAGCCGCAGCAUUCCCUGCACCGCCAGCAAGAAGUGGAAGCCGUGUGGCAGAUGGUCGUUCAGGAGCGGCUGCGUCGGUACCGCCAGGAGAGCAGCGACCCCCUGGCCGUGAAGGUGUGCGAGGCCCUGGAGCAGCUCUUGGCAGCGAACAUCCACCACCAGCCGCCGCAGCCUGCCAACAGCUCCCUGUCAGUUCCUCUCCUAAAGGACACGGCCAUCACGACCACGGCCGCCACCACGACCGCGGUGGUGACGACGGCGGUGUCCAGCGCGCCCAUUGUCACGAGUGUGCCGCCGACGGUUGUGGUCUCGAGCAGCACUGCACCUUACAGCACAAACACCACCAACUUCUCGACCAAAGCUUUGACGGCUAGCAGAUGUAGUGGCAAGGCGCCCGUCAAGGACGCCGUUUUCAUCACUGCCGGACUGCCUGAGGAAGACCCAUUGCUGGCCGGCCUUCAGGGGGUGGACACCGUCAUCGAGCACUUCAUUAAAAAUGCACAAGCACAAGGAGGCAGUAACAAUUCAGCUCUCCUAGAACACAUAGAAGAAGUGCGCAGAAGCCAGCUCGCAGUGUGCCAGACAGCCCAGCUGGUGCAGGAACAGGUUGCCCAACUUGUUGCAUCUCGUGCUCAGCUCGAGGCCCACAGAUCGUCACUGCACCAUCACCUGGCAGCUAUAACAUCCCUCAUAGCUAACAGUACCAAUCAUUCAACUACAACUACCACAGCUGCUUCAACUACUGGUACAGGUACCAUGCCUAAUGGUACAUCAGUAUUUGUCUCAGCUCCUGUAACUACCUCUACGCAGGGUGUAAGCAGUAGUAAUCACAACAUUGCACAGGGAAGCUCUACCACGAGUACCAAUACCACAUCCACAAAUACCAGUCCAGGGCACAGUCACCCCCUUCCACUCACCACGACGACCCCCACGCUGAUAGGCAGCCACCCUGUCGCAGCGGUUAUCAACAGGAGCUUGCAGUCUCUUGUGCCAACAGCCUCCGUCAUGUCCUGGGGUGGAUUAUCUUCUCCUUUCCUUAGUAGUACAAACAUUGCUUUCUCAUUAGAGAGUAAAGAUGGAGUAUUUUAUUCUCAAGUAACAAAUAAAGAAGGAAAUAAGGAUUUAAAAACGACUAUAUCUAGUGCAAAUACUUCAAAACCCAACAACAGAAUAACAGUGUCUCACGGAAAUGCCAAGACCUCCUCGAGUAAUCGUCACAGCUCCAGUAAGUGCCAUAAACAUGCUCUGACAGAAGCGACCAACGGAUCUCCAGCCAAGUUCAAUGGCAUCCCGACCAAUCUUCCAAAGCACAUCUUCAAGCCCCUGCAGCUUAGCGGGCCAAAUACCAGUGCUAACGCGGCCAAAAAGACCACGAAGACGGUCAGCUAUACCCAGGCCCCCAGCGUCACGGGAGGCCUUCCGCACCCGUCUGUGGCGCUCGUAGCACCCAGCACAACAGUGACGAGCCAGAACGGGUUGAUGCCUCUGCCGCUCAUCCACAACUCCACCAGUAAGCAUGGCAGAACCAACAAACCUCAGAUUGGCUUCACACCAUACUCCAAAACCUCUCCUACCAAAGUACCACAAUCAUGGGUGUCAAAUUGAAAUUAUGUAUUGUACUGUAUUCAAAUCUCUAUUAAUAUAUAACCUAAAAAGCCUGUUUCAGCCACAGGUCUCUGUUACAGAGUUUAAUUGAACCAUGUGAAUAUUUGCCUAGAGAUGGUUCCUCAAACAGUAUUCCAUGUUUUUAGCUCUGCCAAAGAUUUUUCUUCACCGUUCGUGUGAGGAUUUGAGCUGUUGGUAUGGGAUGUAUGCUUGUGAUGGUUGUAGCAUAAAUGAAUGGAUCUCACUAGUCAGGUAUAUUCCUAUUUUAGACCCCAUGGAGAUCUAGGAAUAGAAAACAUUUUUCAGCACUGAAGACAUGUGGAUAGUUUACAUUUCAUUACACCUGAUUUCUUCUGGAAACUGAAACUCACCCUGGAAAAGAUCUUCAAAAUAUGUUGUUAAGAAGGGAAGCUUUUGUAACAUUGUAGCGAGACUGCAAGGUAAAAGAUGAGUAAAUGUUAAGCUGGUCUUUUAUAUAAUCCAGCCCGAUUUCUAUUGAUUUGGGUCGUUGGGCCCUGUAUGGUGGUGUAAAAGAUCCUGGUGAGUGCGCGUGAUGUGUGCCUCUCAUGAGUCAGUCCCAUGUCUGUUUCAUGAGUCAUCUUGUUUUAUGUCUAAUGAGUCAUCCCAUUUUCUUUAUCUCCUAUGGAAGUACUGUGAUGUCUGAAUCAGUAGCUUGAAUGUAGAUAAUGGCAGCCUAAUAUUUGCUAUAAUGAAUUCAGAUGUGGAUGCCAAAUUGCUGCCAUCACAAUUGUGUACUGACAGACCAAAUAUAUCACAUUUGUAUUUAUAAACCAAAUAAAAAAGGAAACACAAA